This is a messenger RNA of Physeter macrocephalus (sperm whale), 1476 nucleotides long. It is a transcript of the gene FMO2, whose product is annotated as flavin containing dimethylaniline monoxygenase 2. Gene Ontology annotation, molecular function: NADP binding; flavin adenine dinucleotide binding; N,N-dimethylaniline monooxygenase activity. The record is from RefSeq and is a predicted model, not a curated record. Lineage: Eukaryota; Metazoa; Chordata; Mammalia; Artiodactyla; Physeteridae.
CAAUAGGAAAAUAUUGAAGAUGGCCUAGCGGGUAUCUAUCAAUCUGUCAUCACCAACACCAGCAAAGAAAUGUCCUGUUUCAGUGACUUUCCAAUACCUGAAGAUUUUCCAAACUUUCUGCACAAUUCUAGGCUCCUGGAAUACUUCAGGAUUUUUGUCAAAAAGUUUGAUCUACUAAAAUAUAUUCAGUUCCAGACAACCGUCCUCAGUGUGAAAAAAUGCCUGGAUUUCUCAUCCACUGGCCAAUGGGUGGUUACCGAGAGCAAAGGCAAGGAGCAAAGUGCUGUCUUUGACGCAAUCAUGGUCUGCAGUGGUCAUCACAUACCCCCUCACCUCCCACUGGAGUCAUUUCCAGGUAUCCAGAAGUUCAAAGGCCAGUAUUUCCAUAGCCGCCAAUACAAGCACCCAGAGGGAUUUGAAAGAAAACGCAUUUUGGUGAUUGGAAUAGGAAACUCAGCCUCAGAUAUUGCAGCUGAGUUGAGUAAGAAGGCUGCUCAGGUGUUUAUCAGCACCAGACAUGGUUCCUGGGUCAUGGGCCGUAUCUCUGAAGAUGGCUAUCCCUGGGACAUGGUGUUCCACACCCGUUUUAGCUCCAUGCUCCGAAAUGUCCUGCCACGAAGAGUUGUAAAAUGGGUGAUGGAAUAACUGAUGAAUUGGUGUUUCAGCCAUGAAAAUUAUGGCCUUAUGCCUCAAAACAAAUACCGUAUGAAAGAGCCUAUACUAAGUGAUGAUCUUCCAAGUCCUAUACUCUAUGGAGCCAUCAAGGUGAAAUCAAGAGUGAAAGAGCUCACAGAAACUUCUGCCAUCUUUGAGGAUGGAACAGUGGAGGAGGACAUUGACGUCAUUGUCUUUGCAACAGGGUAUACUUUCUCUUUUCCCUUCCUUGAAGAUCCACUUGUUAAAGUAGAGAAUAAUAUGGUCUCACUGUACAAAUACAUGUUCCCUCCUCACCUGGAGAAGUCAACCCUUGCAUGCAUUGGUCUUAUCCAGCCUCUAGAUUCCAUUUUCCCAACUGCUGAGCUUCAAGCUCGUUGGGUAACAAGAGUUUUCAAAGGCUUGUGUACCUUGCCCUCGGAGAGAACUAUGAUGGCAGACAUUAUCAAGAGGAAUAAAAAAAGAAUUGACUUGUUUGGAGAGAGCAACAGCCAGAUACUGCAGACCAGUUACAUCGACUACUUGGACGAGCUCACCUUAGAGAUAUGUGCAAAGCCAGACCUCCUCUCUCUCUUGCUAAAAGAGCCUAAACUGGCUGUGAAACUUUAUUUUGGACCCUGCAACUCCUAUCAGUAUCGCCUGGUUGGACCUGGGCAAUGGAAUGGAUCCAGGAGUGCCAUCUUCACCCAGAAACAAAAGAUAUUGAAGCCUUUAAAGACACGGGCUCUAAAAACUUCAUCUAAUUUCCCAGUUUCCUUCUUGUUGAAAAUCCUGGGGCUUCCUGCUGUUGUAGUGGCCUUUUUCCAACUUUAGUGGUUCUAA